Messenger RNA from Oryza sativa Japonica Group (Japanese rice), 1412 nucleotides. RefSeq names its product RING-H2 finger protein ATL72. The record is from RefSeq and is a predicted model, not a curated record. Gene Ontology annotation, biological process: protein ubiquitination. Lineage: Eukaryota; Viridiplantae; Streptophyta; Magnoliopsida; Poales; Poaceae. Gene Ontology annotation, molecular function: transferase activity.
GACCUCCAAAUAUCUCUGACUAAUUUAUUCCCUGCAACAUUCCAUUCCGUUAACUUGCACUCCUGUCAAUUUCUAUAUAUGCCUCUGCAUGCUUUACCGCCCACGGUACAAAGUAGCUAGUUCACUCUUAGCUAGCUCCGACGUGAUCGAUCGCGCGAGCUAGCUAACUAAGCUGCUUCGUCGUCGUCGCUCGCUCAUGGACGCGCCGCGGCUGCACCAUUCCGCCAGGGCGCUCCUCCUCGUGGCGCCGAGCGCGUCUCCCGCGCCGGCGGCGGUGCCACCAGGAGUCGCCGGCGCUCUGCCGGUCGCCGAGAAUGGCCGCGGCGGUCCCCUCGCCGUGUCGUCGCUCAACACCAACACCAUCGUCCUGCUCGCGCUCCUCGUCUGCGGCCUCGUCGCCGCCGUCGCGCUCCACGUCGUACUCCAGUGCGCGCUCCGCGUCACGCGGCGCGCGUGCUACGGCGCGGAGACCGCCGCCGCCGCCGCUGCAGGAGGAGGAGGAGAAGGAGGCCGCGCGAGGCGGGGUGGCGGAGGCGGGGGCAGGAAGCGGACGCCGCCGCUGUCGAAGACGAUCCCGCGCGUGGCGUACACGGAGGGGCUCGAGCUGGCCGGGUCGUCGCGGUCGGAGUGCGUGAUAUGCCUCGCCGAGUUCGCGCGCGGGGAGCACGUGCGCGUGCUGCCGGGCUGCAACCACGGCUUCCACGACCGCUGCAUUGACCGGUGGCUCGCGGCGCGGCCGACGUGCCCCACGUGCAGGCAGGCGCCGUUCGCCGCCGCCGCCGCCGAUCCCGUCGCGCCGCCGGACCCUGCACCGGCGGCCGUGCAGGUGGUGCGAGUCAUAGUACUCACUAGUCAAUAGCUGGUACCCAUGGUGGCAUACUGGCAUGAGCUGCUUAGACGUGGUCGAUCGCCUCGUGUGCAGCGGCCGCGCCACUGUGUCCACAGCUAGUAUACAGUGUGUGUUGCCGACUUGGCGAGUUGGCGUGUGUCGCCGAAUCGGCAAACGUUUCGAAGCCGUUACACUUGGUAAAGUGGGCGAUGGAUGUGUAGGGGUGUACAAGUGUUCGGGCCUAUGCAUAUUGCACGCAGGAGCAGGACACGAUGGUACGAAGCCGAAUCGAGGCGAAACGGGAGUAAUCUGCCCUGCCGGGUUCCCUGCGGACUGUCAGCCUUUGACGCUGUGAGUCUGUGACAAGCACUUUUUUUUUUUAGCAAAACAGACCAUGUCCUGUGAGAUGGUGACAAAGCACAAGUGUUACACAUUUUUCCCUUUGUAUAUGUGCAUGUAAAUUUUGCAUUGUGAAUGCUAUCUCAGUCUGUUUUCUGGGUCCUUAACUCCUAAUUGUACAUACGUGAGUUGUCACCCGUUUACGGGACCAUACAGAACUUAGUACAGUACUAGUAUUUUUACA